CUUCCAAAUAAGUCAAAGCACGCCAACCGCACAUUUGCAUUGACUCGUUGAACAGCCAAAGAUCUUUCGUUCAGAAUGGCGGGGACAAAUGGGGGAGGUUUCGACUUUGACCUCGUCAAGCGUAAUUCUAUGCUAGAGGGUAAGGGCAUGACCCUGCCAAAGGCGUGGAAGACGGGAACGACUAUCGCGGGGCUCAUCUUCAAGGAUGGUGUGGUGCUGGGAGCCGAUACCCGCUCCACCUCGGGCUCGACUGUCGCGGACAAGAACUGCUCCAAGAUCCACUACAUUACGCCCAAUAUCUAUGCGUGCGGUGCCGGGACAGCUGCCGAUCUGGAGCAUGUAACAGACAUGGUGUCCGGUCAGCUCGCGCUGCACCGGUACGCCACCGGGCGCAAUGCGCGCGUCAUCACGGCCAUGACCAUGUUCAAGCAGCACCUAUUCAAGUACCAGGGGCACGUGGGCGCGGCGCUGGUGCUGGGCGGCUAUGACAUCAACGGCCCCCACCUGUUCACGAUCUACCCUCACGGCUCCACCGACUCGCUGCCCUUCGCCACCAUGGGCAGCGGCAGCCUGAACGCCAUGGCCAUGUUCGAGGCCUACUACAAGGACGACAUGAACCGCGCGGAGGCCAUGGAGCUGGUGGCCAAGGGCAUCAGGUCGGGUGUGUUGAACGACCUGGGCAGCGGCAGCAACGUGGACCUGUGCGUCAUCACCAAGGACGGCGUGGAGUACCUGCGCAACUACGAGUAUCUGCAGGCCAAGACCUACAGCCGCAAGUUCCCCGUCAAGUACGCGCCCGGCACCGCCACCGUGCUGCGGCAGCGGAUACUCAGCCUCAAGGACGUGGAGGUGACGGAAGGCGUGCCGGAGGAGAUGGACGUGUCGUAAGCGGCGGCUGGCGGCAGUUGAAGGCCUGGAUGAGACGGAGGAAGUCAGCUGGAAGAGGUCAGCAGAAGGUGGAGGUCGAGGAGGAGGUCAGGAAUCUAGGUUAUGCGGUGGGCGUGGAGGAAGUGUGAGAAAGAGCGGAAGGCAUGGGAUGGCGCUGCCGCGUGUGUACGGGGCGUGUCAAUGCUGUAAUGGUGCUGCUGGUGACGGUUGAAGCUGUUGCUGGUGUGAUGGGGGGCUGGAGUGUGUAGCGCAGUGUAGCGAAAGGGACAAAGGAGGCUGCAUCCAUCCCAGGCUGAAGGCAGCGGGUUACAGUUAAGUCUGCGGCGGGUUAUAUCUGCGAACCGGCUUGGCGGCGCGCGUGCUGCAUGUGCUGCGAUGCGAGCACUUGCGGUGACUGCUGUGGUACUGGUGUCGUGUAGCUGUCAGCAAACGUGACGACUGCGCAAUCAUAAUAUGUAACAGCAGAUUGAC
This is a messenger RNA of Chlamydomonas reinhardtii, 1359 nucleotides long. RefSeq lists its product as uncharacterized. The transcript is spliced from 7 exons. Lineage: Eukaryota; Viridiplantae; Chlorophyta; Chlorophyceae; Chlamydomonadales; Chlamydomonadaceae. The coding region runs from base 76 to 888 and encodes 270 amino acids. Gene Ontology annotation, cellular component: proteasome core complex. Gene Ontology annotation, molecular function: threonine-type endopeptidase activity. The record is from RefSeq and is a predicted model, not a curated record.